Molecule: messenger RNA, 2116 nt
Organism: Tarenaya hassleriana
Lineage: Eukaryota; Viridiplantae; Streptophyta; Magnoliopsida; Brassicales; Cleomaceae
Product: protein LATERAL ROOT PRIMORDIUM 1
Exons: 3
Coding region: 881-1918 (345 amino acids)
Biological process (GO): positive regulation of DNA-templated transcription
Cellular component (GO): nucleus
Molecular function (GO): DNA binding; DNA-binding transcription factor activity
Source: RefSeq, a predicted model, not a curated record
CACAUUCCCCUCUCUCUCUCUCUCUUCUUGUUAACGAUGAUUAUUAGAGAGAGAAGGACAGGAACACGAACAAAAACAAAGCCCACUUUGUCUCUAACCCUUUGUGAAGAGCAAGAAAAACACGCAACAAAACAUCAAAUUCCUCUGUUUCUUUCAGAGAGAGAGAGGAAGUUUCUGGAGAAUUCACGAUAUCAGAAGCAGCAGAGUGGAGAAGACGAUGAUGGAUUGAAUGAAAUUGGAGAGAUAAGAGACAUAAAUCUAGAAGAAGAUACGGAGGAAAAUAGAAAAAAAAAGGUCAGGUUUUUAAAGAGGGAAGGAAGAGUCGUUAUUGCAGAAGUAGAAGAGGUUUCAGUGUUCUUUUUCACUCUGAUCAGAGAGAGAGAGAGAGAGAGAGAGGAAACAAAAAAGUCAAAAUUUUGCAGAGACCGAUCCAAGUUGCUUCCUUUUGGGUUAUGUAACAAAAUUUUGCAGGUGCCCUUCUUCUUCUUCUUCGAAAUCUGCAGAUUUUCAGACAAGGACCCAUUUAGAUCUCUGGGUUCUUCUUCUUUGUCGAUGUAUAUGUACAUUUGAGCCUGUCUUUCCUCUCUUCUAUCUCUCUCAUACGAAAAAAAAGGAAUUUUUGUUGUCUUGUGAGUGCUCGAAUCCGUGAGAUUAGGGUUUUCUUUUGUCGUAAUCAGCUGUGGCUACGACGAGGAGGCAUAAUCUGCCGACGUCGGAUUCGGGUGCCUUCGCCGAUUGGGCGGCGACGACAUCCUCACGCGCCUCCGACGAUCUCUCCCUCGGCUUCAAUGCUCCUCCCUCCGUCGCUGCAGCUCCGUCUUGGCAUCCCGGAGCCACCGCACGCUUCGGCUUCCCUACUCCGUCUCCGGCGGCGACCGAGAUGGGCAUGGUCGGUCUCCGCGACGUCUUCGUCGUCGCUCCGGCUUACCACCAUCACCACCAGGACCCCUCAUCCUCCACCUCCGCCGCCGGAGAUCAUCACAUAAACGGCUCGGCUGCGACCGCCCUCGGCGUUGGCGUCAUCCCUCUCCUCACCGCUUCGCCGUGCAUAGCCGCCGCCGCCACUGCUCCGCCGCAGAACGUGGAUGAUAAGAUAGCCGGAAUUCAGCUUUGGCAACAAAACCAGUACUUCAAGAACCAACACAACAACACUCUCUCUCCAAUGAACCUUAUGCAAACCGGCUUAGUCACCGCCGCCGCAACCGUCGGCGGAGGAGUGGGGUCGACCUCGAACUCGGGUUCAGCCUCGGGUUCGGGAUCAGCCACUUGUCAAGACUGCGGGAACCAGGCGAAGAAGGAGUGCAGCCAUCGGAGGUGCCGGACUUGCUGCAAGAGCCGUGGCUUUGAUUGCUCUACUCACGUGAAGAGCACGUGGGUCCCAGCAGCUCGCCGGCGGGAGCGGCAGCUCAUGACGGCGACAACCUUCGCCGGCGGUAAUGCGACGGGGUCCUCAGUUUCGACGUCCGGGACGAAGAAACCGCGGCUGCAACAGCAAACUACGUCUCAUACUUCGACUUCUAAUAACACACCUCCUCAGAGCUUUGACACCAGCUCUAGUCACCAAGACGGGAGAUCGCGGGAAGGCUGGCCGGAGCAGAUCCGAGCCCCGGCUGUGUUCAAAUGCGUGAGAGUGACGGCUUUGGAGGACGGAGAGGACGAGUACGCGUAUCAGGCGGUGGUAAAGAUCGGCAGCCACGUCUUCAAAGGCCUUUUGUACGAUCAAGGAGUCGAUCCUAAAGACGGUUUCCCAAACAUAUCCGAUUUGCAUUUAGGCGGAGGCGGCCGGAGCAAUGCCAGCAACGGCAAUAACAAUAACGGGGCGACGGCUUCGUCGCCCAUGCUCGACCCGCACGAUGUUUAUGGUGGCGGUUCUAGUGGCGGCGGUGGAGGGUUUUUGGGUAAUUCCGGUUAUGGUUAACCAAUGAAAUUCGGAUUUGAGAUUUGGAACAAUGCAGAUAUAGAAUUCUGCGAUCUUUUCUUGGUUUUUGUAUCCUUAGGGUUGGUUCCAUGGUGAAGUUGGUUACCCCACUUUGCAGUGGUAACUCCUCUUCAUCUCCUAAUUACAAAUGAAUAGUUUUUCUAUUACCGGAGGAAAAAAAGGGAAAUUUUCAAAAUU